AAACCUUAAGCAGUUAAGCCCACCCUUUUCAUAUACAAUUUCUUCUACCUCCAAGCUAAGGCUUCCAACAACUAAUUAUUAGCAUUUCGAUCAAAAGAAAACAAUUCAAAAAGAAAGAAAGAAAUAUAUUGUACGUGUAAAGAUGGAAAAGGUGAUGGAGUUGGGAGCAGAAAGUCCAGUGGUGAUAUUUAGCAAGAGCAGUUGCUGCAUUUCUCACAGCAUCGAAACCCUAAUUCGGGGUUUCGGGGCAAACCCGAGUGUGUACAAGCUAGAUGAGCUCGCGGAGGGAGCCCAGAUGGAGAAGGCAUUGGUAGAAAUGGGGUGCAACCCCAGCGGCGUUCCGGCGGUGUUCAUUGGAAAACACUUUGUCGGCGGUUCUAAUGAGAUCAUGAGCUUGAAUGUUAAGGGUAAGCUCAAAAAGAUGCUUAUAGAUGCCAAUGCUAUUUGGGUCUAGAUCAGAUUACAUCCAUAAUUUUACAAUAUUCCAUAGAUAUUUUGUAAAAUUGUACCUUAUUAUGUUUCAGUUAUAUAUAUUUAUAUAUAUAUAUAGAAGAGUACAAUUUACAAAAUAUAGGCAUUAUUGAAAAUCAUGACAUUGUAAAAUUUUUCUUACUAGUAUAUAUAGGCAUAUAUUGUAGUGCUAUAUAUAAUAUAUGUACGUAUAGUACAUUUACCAUGGUGUAAGCAUGCAGAGCUAGCUAGCUGUACCAUGCAUACACGUCUCAUUCCGCAUGAUUGUAUCUUUAAUCUGUACUGUUUUCUUUUUACUACUGAU
Molecule: messenger RNA, 775 nt
Organism: Ipomoea nil (Japanese morning glory)
Lineage: Eukaryota; Viridiplantae; Streptophyta; Magnoliopsida; Solanales; Convolvulaceae
Product: monothiol glutaredoxin-S6-like
Exons: 1
Coding region: 143-454 (103 amino acids)
Source: RefSeq, a predicted model, not a curated record